CUAGCAAAACGCGCACUGCUUAGAGUGUAGGCACGCUUCGUGUUAAGGCCGAAACGCGGAUACGCUAUAAUUAACUGUAAUACCCUUAAGAAACCGUUCGGGGCCAUGGGCAAAAAGGACAAGGCGCAAGCAAGCCUAGCCGGCCGUGUCCCAAUAGUGGAGGGUGGCAAACCAUUAUUGUACCCAAGAUACAACAGUAUUGAUGCUCUAUUACAGAUCGCCAAAGGCGGCGAUGCAAACGCAAAUCGCGAGGAAACAGACGCUGCUGAGCGGCCGAGCAAAAAGCAAAAGCGCUCGGCCGCCGCCGCCACCAACGGCGAUGCGGGCAGCGAUGAGCAGCAAGCAGACGCAGUCCCGCAAAAGAAAGGCUACGGCGCUGUGGAUGAGGACGGUUUGACGUACAAGCAGCGCAGGCAGAUGCGUCGGGCUGCUGAGCGGGCUGCCAAAGCUCAGGCGGAGGCAGAGGCCGCUGCGGCAGCAGCAGCGGCAGGCGGCGCUGAAGCCGCAGCAGCAACAUCCGCAGCAACUGCUCCGGACGCAACACAAGCGCCAGCGAACGGCGACGCUGCAGCCCCUGCCCCUGCCCCUGCAGCUGCAGCUGCUGCUGCCCCCAGCGACAAGAAGGACAAGAAGAAGGACAAACGGAAAGCGGAGGAGUCCGCCGCCGCGGCAGAGGCAGCCGCCAAGGGCAAUGCGGAGGAGGCAGCUCGCAUGCGGGCCCUCCUGGGCUUCUCAGGGGGCGGCGCAGGGGCGGCAUUGGGCCUCGGUUCCCUGAGCUUCGGCGCCGUCCUGGCUGCCCCAGCCGCUGGGGAUGAGGCCGCUGAGGGUGAUGCUGUGCCGGCAGCGGGGGGAGAGGAGCAGCAGCAGGGGGAGCAGCAGGAGCAGGAAGCGGGGGAUGAGGGGUCUAAGAAGAAGAAGCAGAAGAAGGAGAAAAAGAUCAAGAAGGAGAAAACGGAAGAGGAGCAGAAGGAGGACAAAGCGGAGGAGCAGCAGCAGCAAGCCUCAGUACCAGCAGAGGCAGGCCCCAAGGCUGGCAGCAAGGGCGGGAGGGGCGGCAAGGAUGCCAGCAAACCCUUCUCGUUCGAGUUCAAGAUCCAGGCUGCGGUGGAGGCGGAGACGGAGGCGCGCCUGGCUCGCAUCAUGGCGCUCGACGCGACAAAGGACGGAUUCGUUCCUCGGAGG
Molecule: messenger RNA, 1182 nt
Organism: Astrephomene gubernaculifera
Lineage: Eukaryota; Viridiplantae; Chlorophyta; Chlorophyceae; Chlamydomonadales; Astrephomenaceae
Source: the annotation of a GenBank genome assembly